This is a messenger RNA of Lethenteron reissneri (Far Eastern brook lamprey), 1158 nucleotides long. RefSeq names its product gap junction gamma-1 protein-like. Gene Ontology annotation, molecular function: gap junction channel activity. Gene Ontology annotation, biological process: cell-cell signaling. The record is from RefSeq and is a predicted model, not a curated record. Lineage: Eukaryota; Metazoa; Chordata; Hyperoartia; Petromyzontiformes; Petromyzontidae. Gene Ontology annotation, cellular component: connexin complex.
AUGAGCUGGAACUUCCUGACGAGUUUGUUGGAGGAGAUAUCUCUGCACUCGACGUACCUGGGCAAGCUGUGGCUCACCACGUUCCUGAUCUUGCGCAUCAUGCUGACGAUCGUGGCGGGCGAGUCAAUCUACCACGACGAGCAGAGCUCGUUCAUGUGCAACUCCCAACAGCCGGGCUGCACGAACAUGUGCUACGACACCUUUGCUCCCCUGUCCUACGUGCGCUUCUGGAUCUUUCAGAUUAUCACCGUGGCGACGCCAAGCAUUCUCUACCUCGCCUUCGCCAUACACAGGAUACAGAGGUCAGAAAGCUCGCGGGGCGACCAAGGAGGGGAGUUUGCCGACGAGGCCGGCGCCGGCAGCGGCGAGGUCAAGAAGAACGACUACAGACGGCACGACGGGCGUCGCGCUAUCAGGGCCGACGGCCUCAUGUGGGCCUACGCGCUGCAGCUCGUCCUGCGCACGGUGGCCGAAGCGGGCUUCCUUCUGGGCCAGUACGUGAUGUACGGCUUGGAGGUGAUCCCCCGCUUUGUGUGCCCCCGCCGCUACCCCUGCGUCCACUUCGUCGACUGCUUCGUGUCGAGGCCCACGGAGAAGACCGUCUUCCUGCACGUCAUGUACGCCGUGGGCUGCCUCAGCCUGGCUCUCGAUCUGGCCGAGAUGUGGCACCUGGGGAUGGGCGCUCUCAGGGACGUGCUGCCGGGCAGCCGAGCCAAGCGCCGGCAACGGAUUGCGAAGGUCAAUCCUCCUCCCCCUCCUCCUCCUCCCGACGCGGCCGAGACGGAGGAGGCCGCCCCCCGGCGGAUGGCGAUAGCGGCGGCGGAUGCGUUGCAGCUGCAAGGCUACCUGCGCGCGAUAGAGCGGCGGCUGGACCUGACGAUUUCCCAAUCGCCCCGACGGGCCAGGGCAGCCUGGGGACACGGGGAGAGCGGAACAGGGAGAGGUGGGGCAGGCGGAGAGGGAGCACGGCGGGGGUCUCCGGCCUCGCACUCGGCCGCGGUGGCCGUGAGCAGAAGCCCCCAAGUGCAGCCGGGAAAGAAACACGAAGCAGCAGCAGCAGAAGUGGAAGAUUCCGGAGAAAAACAAGAAGAGGUCAAGGCCGCCUCUAGGAAGGGAAGGGCUGUCCGAUCGGAGAAAUAUCUACCCAUCUCAGUUUAA